Messenger RNA from Cryptococcus wingfieldii CBS 7118, 1287 nucleotides. RefSeq names its product argininosuccinate synthase. Lineage: Eukaryota; Fungi; Basidiomycota; Tremellomycetes; Tremellales; Cryptococcaceae. The transcript is spliced from 5 exons. Gene Ontology annotation, molecular function: argininosuccinate synthase activity; ATP binding. The record is from RefSeq and is a predicted model, not a curated record. Gene Ontology annotation, biological process: urea cycle; L-arginine biosynthetic process. The coding region runs from base 1 to 1287 and encodes 428 amino acids. Gene Ontology annotation, cellular component: cytoplasm.
AUGGUUGCUUCUGCGGAAAAGAAGGGAAAGGUCAUCUUGGCCUACUCUGGUGGUCUCGACACCUCUUGUAUCCUCCUCUGGCUCAUCGAACAAGGCUAUGAGGUCGUGGCUUACAUGGCCGAUGUUGGACAGGAGGAGGACUUUGAAGCUGCCCGCACCAAGGCCAUGAAGUGUGGUGCCGUCGGCUUCCACCUUGCCGACCUCAAGCGAGAAUUCGUCGAGGAGCUCAUCUACCCUGCCGUCCAAUGUAACGCCAUCUACGAGAACGUUUACCUUCUCGGUACCUCCCUUGCCCGACCCGUCAUCGCCAGAGGCAUGAUUGAAGCUGCCGUCAAGGAGGGUUGUGACUUUGUUUCCCACGGCUGUACCGGCAAGGGCAACGACCAGGUCCGAUUCGAGCUCGCCUUUUACGGUCUUGCCCCCAACAUCAAGGUCAUUGCUCCCUGGAGGUUGCCCGAGUUCUACGAGCGAUUCGCUGGCCGAACUGCUUUGCUCGAGUACGCCGCCAAGAACGACAUUAUCGUCACCCAGACCGCUGCCAAGCCUUGGUCUACUGACGAGAACCUCUUCCACAUCUCUUACGAGGCCGGUAUCCUCGAGGACCCCAACCAGACCCCUCCCGACGACAUGUGGAAACUCACCACUUCCCCCGAGAAGGCCCCCGAAACACCCGAGCGAGUCGAGAUUGAGUGGUCCAAGGGUCUCCCUGUCAAGGUCACCUACCCCGCCGAUGGUACCGUCGUGACCGACGCCGUCGACAUCUUCCUCUCCCUCAACCAGCUCGCCCGAAAGCACGGUGUUGGCCGUAUCGACAUUGUCGAGAACCGAUUCAUCGGUGUCAAGUCUCGAGGAUGCUACGAGUCUCCCGCUGCCACUAUUCUCCGUGCUGCGCACAUGGACCUUGAAGGCCUCACCCUCGACCGAAACGUCCGAGCUAUGCGAGACCAAUUCAUCACCACUGGUCUCUCCCAGAUCCUUUACAACGGUUUCUUCUUCUCCCCCGAGCGAGAAUUCAUCACUGCCGCCAUCCCCGCUUCCCAGAAGACUGUCAACGGUCUCGUCAGGCUCAAGCUCUACAAGGGCAACGUUGUUGUUGAGGGCCGUGACGCCGACGAGGGUCUCUACGACGCCAAGUUCUCUUCCAUGGACGAGAUGGGUGGCUUUGAACCUACUGCUACCAGCGGUUUCAUUGAGAUCUCUAGCAUCAGGAUCAAGGCUUGGGGCAGGGCCAACAUCAAGCGAGGUCAGGACGGUGUCUCCCCCAAGGACGUCUACCACCGAGAAUAA